AUGUCAUCAGAUGGAGAAUUUACGAGAACUCAAAUAUUUGGGACAGUAUUUGAAAUUACCAAUAGAUAUACUGAUUUAAAUCCAGUCGGGAUGGGAGCUUUUGGAUUAGUUUGUUCAGCAAUUGAUAAAUUAACUGGUCAAAAUGUUGCAGUUAAAAAAAUUAUGAAACCUUUUUCAACUUCUGUAUUAGCUAAAAGAACUUAUAGAGAAUUAAAAUUAUUAAAACAUUUAAGACAUGAAAAUUUAAUUACUUUAGAUGAUAUUUUUAUUUCACCAUUGGAAGAUAUUUAUUUUGUUAAUGAAUUACAAGGUACUGAUUUACAUAGAUUAUUAACUUCUAGACCUUUAGAAAAACAAUUUAUUCAAUAUUUUACUUAUCAAAUUGUAAGAGGUAUGAAAUAUAUUCAUUCUGCUGGUGUUAUUCAUAGAGAUUUAAAACCUUCAAAUAUUUUAAUAAAUGAAAAUUGUGAUUUAAAAAUUUGUGAUUUUGGUUUAGCAAGAAUCCAAGAUCCUCAAAUGACUGGUUAUGUUUCAACAAGAUAUUAUAGGGCUCCAGAAAUUAUGUUAACCUGGCAAAAAUAUGAUACUGAAGUUGAUUUAUGGAGUGUUGGUUGUAUAUUGAGUGAAAUGAUUGAAGGUAAACCAUUAUUCCCUGGUAAAGAUCAUGUUCAUCAAUUUUCAAUUAUAACUGAAUUAUUAGGUUCACCACCGGCAGAUGUUAUUGAUACAAUUUGUUCAGAAAAUACUUUAAGAUUUGUUCAAUCAUUACCUCAUAGGGAUCCAAUUCCAUUUAAUGAAAGAUUUGCAAAUUGUAAUCAUGUUGAACCUGAAGCAAUUGAUUUAUUAGCAAAAUUAUUAGUAUUUGAUCCAAAAAAGAGAAUUAGUGCAGCUGAAGCUUUAACCCAUCCAUAUAUGGAACCAUACCAUGAUCCAACAGAUGAACCAAUAUGUGAAACUAAAUUUGAUUGGAGUUUCAAUGAUGCAGAUUUACCAGUUGAUACUUGGAGAGUAAUGAUGUAUAGUGAAAUAUUAGAUUUUCAUCAAAGUAUUGGUGUUGGUGGUAGUGGUAUUGGUCCAGAUCAACAAGAACAAAUAGCACAACAACAACAAUCAAUAAAUAAUGGUGAAAAGAUAGAAAAUUUUAAACAACAACAGCCUCAAGAACAAAAGAUUUGA
Insectozyma verbasci is the source of this 1176-nucleotide messenger RNA. Lineage: Eukaryota; Fungi; Ascomycota; Pichiomycetes; Serinales; Debaryomycetaceae. The record is from the annotation of a GenBank genome assembly.